Messenger RNA from Capsella rubella, 1101 nucleotides. RefSeq lists its product as uncharacterized. NCBI's taxonomy places the organism in Eukaryota, Viridiplantae, Streptophyta, Magnoliopsida, Brassicales, Brassicaceae. The record is from RefSeq and is a predicted model, not a curated record. The transcript has 2 exons. Bases 171 to 917 code for a protein of 248 amino acids.
GAAACGGCUGAGAAUCCGGGAAGCUCUAAACAAAUUAAAAGAGAGGGCAUUAGAUACGUGAAGGCUCCACGUUAGACCCGUACUUCACUUUGAUUCUCUCAUCAAAAUCUUCUCCUUCAAAAUUCUUAUACUUUCUUGUGAUCGAUUAAAUCUCGAUCUAAUCAAAGAAGAUGAAGCGUGAGUAUUUAGAUUACACACUUGUGCCUUUAGGGCUUGGUUUGAUGUUGUUCUAUCAUCUAUGGCUUCUCCACCGUAUCAUCAACCGUCCCUCUUCGACCGUCGUUGGCCUCAACGCCUUCAAUCGCCGCCUUUGGGUUCAAGCCAUGAUGGAGGAUUCAUCCAAAAACGGCGUUUUAGCGGUUCAAACGCUAAGGAAUAACAUAAUGGCGUCAACACUAUUGGCAUCAACCGCAAUAAUGUUGUGUUCACUAAUCGCGGUACUAAUGACCAGCGGUACAGUAGAGCGUUCGGUUUGGUUAGUGUCUGGUGACAAAAGCGACUUAGCCUUUUCACUCAAGUUCUUCGCGAUCCUCGUGUGUUUCCUAGUCGCGUUUCUCCUCAACGUCCAGUCAAUUCGUUAUUACAGCCAUGCAAGCAUCCUCAUCAAUGUCCCAUUUAAACAGCUCAUGGCUGUUUCUUCAGGUGGUCGUGGUAAUAGUGGUCUCAUGAUAAACCAAGACUAUGUGGCUGCAACGAUUAACCGUGGGAGCUACUUCUGGUCGCUAGGACUAAGAGCGUUCUACUUCUCAUCGCCUUUGUUCCUAUGGAUCUUUGGUCCUAUCCCGAUGUUCAUAACUUGUUGCGUUCUUGUUUGUUCGUUGUACUUCCUUGAUUUAACGUUUGAUUCGAUGAAAUGUACCGUUGGAGUCGCGGAUGGGGAGGAGCCAGAGGUUAGAAGGUUAGCUCAGAAUGUUUAGUAGUUUUAUAAGUGACAAUGGUUAGGGAUUCAGAGAGUUUAGUUUAAUGGAAGAAGGAACAUACAAAAUCUUGAAAGUUGUAUUGAUUCAGGUUCAAUGGUUGUUGAACCUGUGUCGUCAAAAGAGUCACUCUUGUCGCUAAAUGAAUAAAAAUUGUUAUAUUCGCAUAUGAGUCACAUGAAAA